AGCUAGAGGAAUCGAUGGCAGGAGCAGAGGUUGUGAUGGAGGCAUGGAAAGAAUGGGGUCUCCAAGCGCUGGUGCUGCUCAGCCUGACUGUCCAGGUCGCACUCCUCAUCGUAGCGGAGCUCCGCCGCCACAUCGACUCCGGUGUGCUAAUGGCCUUCGUCGGGUCGGCAUACAUGCUGGCCGAUGCGACGGCGAUCUACGUCCUCGGGCACCUGUCCGUGACAAGCAGGUCGCCGGAGCACGAGCUGCUGGCGCUAUGGGCGCCAUUCCUGCUGCUGCACCUGGGUGGGCAGGACAACAUCACCGCCUACGCCCUCGAGGACAACAAGCUGUGGCUGCGCCACCUGCAGACGUUCAUCGCGCAGGUGGCCGCCGCCGCCUACAUCAUCUACGGGUCCUCGAUCAUCGUCGGCGAGCGCUGGUCCUUGCUCCUGCUGGUCACUAUCCUCGUGUUUUUCGUCGGUCUUGUCAAGUAUGGGGAAAGAGUGUGGGCGCUCCGGUGCGCCGGUAGCAGCCCAACUGGAAACUACCGGGGUCGUCGUGGAGGUGGAGAAGGUUCAGAGUGUCCAUUGGUGGUGCCGGAGUCCUUGAAAAGGCGCCGCUUGGAUCCAGAAGCCUUCCUGCUGAAAGCUCACCUGCUAUUGGAUUAUGCCAAGGAUGUGUUCAAGGGGCCGUUAUCUCCUAUAGCUUUGUAUGGCACAGCUACUCCAGCAGGAUCAGAGCUGGAUGGGGAGGACGUGUACAAGAUGGUCGAGAUGCAGGUCUCCCUGGUCCACGACCUCUUCUAUACCAAGGCUGAGGUCACGCACACUUGGUAUGGCCUCUGCAUCCGUCUGCUUUCGUGUCUGGCCGUCGGCGUGGCCUUCUUGUUGUUUAAUAUACUGCUCUUGUGCGACGGCCAUCAUCGUAAGCUCAAGGGAGGUUACAGUUACAGCAGGGUGGAUGUCAUUGUGACCUACGUCCUCUUCGUCGGGGCCGUCGUCCUGGAGACUGCGUCCCUUGUCAGGGCCAUGUUCUCGAGCUGGACAUGUGCUCUGCUACUGAAACGCAGUAGCCUGCGCAGCAGCGGAUCGAAAAGAAUCGCUGCAAGUACUUUUGUUGUGGGUGUCGUUUUGUAUCUCCGCCGGCUGGUACGAGCGGCAGAUUUGAGGAGGAGGUGCAGCUGGUCGCGCUGCAUGCGGCAGCACAACCUGGUUCAGUUUUGCGUGCGCAGCAGGGCCAGCCGAAUAAGAAGAGUAGCGAAAUGGGUGGGAGUCGAGAAUUGGUGGGACAUGCAGGCUUGCUCAUGGUCCGUCCCUGUCUCAGCGUGCAUCAAGCAGCUGCUGCUGAAGAGAAUCAAGGCGAGGCAAUGGGGUCGGGAGGCACUCAUGAACAGAGGAUUGUACGAGAACUUGGCCUCUUGUGUCAAGUUCAACAAGCUGGAUGAGAGCAUCCUGGUAUGGCACAUCGCCAUUGACGUCUACCUGGGCUGCUGGUACAAGGAUCAGCAGGAGCAAGCAAACCCUCCAGAUGGCGGCGGCGGCGGUGACCGGGGCCGGGCACCGGCUGAUCUCGCCGAGGCGGCGCAGGCGCUGUCCAACUACCUGCUUUUCCUCGCCGCACGUCCCCAUAUGCUGCCUCCAGAUGGCAGCGGCGAUGCGUACGGCGAAUUGACGGAGUGCCUCACCACUUGCGUGGAUUGCAGCUCAGUUGAGGUACUGCGUCGCCUGCUACGACGUUACGACGAGGACCUCCCUGCUAAUCGCAUUACAUCCAACAAACCGUUGCGGAGAGGAUGCGAGCUCGGUAAGGUCCUCGUCGGCCGGCGAGACUCACCAACCGUUUGUGACACGCUAGAGAUGAUCUGCGAGGUGUGGGUGGAUAUGCUGUGCUACGUGGGCCGCGGGUGCGGCAGGGAAUCGCACGCCAAGCAGCUCAGCAGUGGCGGCGAGCUCCUCACCGUCGCUGCCCUUGUAGCAAGAUACAUGACUUCGCCGAAGUUGCGCCGGUUGGUAUCAGCGUCAACCCAAAGUAAUUUGCAACACUUUCAAUCUGUAUGA
Molecule: messenger RNA, 2039 nt
Organism: Panicum virgatum (switchgrass)
Lineage: Eukaryota; Viridiplantae; Streptophyta; Magnoliopsida; Poales; Poaceae
Exons: 2
Coding region: 15-2039 (674 amino acids)
Source: RefSeq, a predicted model, not a curated record